Molecule: messenger RNA, 618 nt
Organism: Camponotus floridanus (Florida carpenter ant)
Lineage: Eukaryota; Metazoa; Arthropoda; Insecta; Hymenoptera; Formicidae
Exons: 2
Coding region: 1-618 (205 amino acids)
Molecular function (GO): zinc ion binding; nucleic acid binding
Source: RefSeq, a predicted model, not a curated record
AUGGAGGGGGUGCGGGUCGGCCGACCGGAGAGGACGGCCGACCUGCGCCUCCACAAUUUGGACGACGCGGCGACGACGGAGGAGGUGGCGACCAACCUGGCUAGGGUGACAGCCAAUUUCAGGGUGGGGCCCUUGAGAAGGGCCUCCAACGGCCUGAAUGCAGUUUGGGUCCGAUGCCCGCUGAGAUUGGCGCAGACGCUGGCGAAGGAGGGAACGGUGGUGAGGAUUGGCUGGACCAGGGUGAGGGUAGAGGUCCUGGAACCUCGCCCCACCCAAUGCUAUAGGUGCCUGGAGAUGGGGCAUGUCAGAGUCCAGUGCAAGGUGGACAGGAGCGCCCUGUGCUACCGGUGCGGGGGCCCUGGUCACAUUGCCGGGGGCUGCGUGGCUGAUCCGCGCUGCCCCCCCCAGCGGGAGAAGAGGAAGAGACCCGUCCGAAAGGAAGGUGAGGAGGAGACAUCCCCAAUCUCCGAGGCCAAUCGUGGGCCUAAAGAGAGGGAAGAGGAGCUGUCGCAGCCGGAGCAACACCAGGAGCCACAACCGGACCCAGCCCCUGAAACGGAGACGGAGGACACCGUGGUGAUGGAGACAGCAUCGGGGGAUGCAGCACCGUCAAGUUAA